AAAUGUGGGCGAUGACGACGAAAAGGCUGGGAAACGGGAAGACAAAGAUGCUUGCGAAUGUCAGCAUGGCGGUGGGUGUGUGAAUAAAGUGUGCUUAUGCCCGCUGGGAUACGCUGGGGACAAAUGCGAAAUAACGCUUGAUUUGAAGGUGCCGCGGUUCAACGGUUCAUCGUAUCUCCGUUUGCCCGGGCUGGGCAACUCGGCGCUGUUCUGGCUCGAUGUGCAGAUGACGCUAAAACCUACGAACGGGGAUGGUCUAUUGCUGUACAGUUCGGAGCACGCCAACGGUGAAGGCGACUUUUUCUCGUUGCACCUUCGCGACUAUUUCCUGGAGUUCGCCUUCGACCUUGGAUCUGGAGUGGCCAUCGUUAGGUCGUCGCAUCAAUUGCGCCCGAAUACGUGGUACAGCGUGUCGGUAAGCAGGUGGGAUCGGCGCGCGACGUUGCGCGUGCGCACGCAGCAGGCUGGAGGUGACGGUGGCGGCGCGUGGUGGUGGUCGCGCACGUGGUCCCGCGGCGCGGCGCGGUCGCUGUCGCUGCGCCAGCCCGUGCUGCUGGGCGGCGCGCCGCGCCCGCUGCCGCCGCGCCUCGCGCUACACUCCUCCUUCAGCGGCUGCAUCGGACAGUUGGUGAUAAAUGACGAGGAGCUGUCGGUGGUGUCGUCGGCGCUGGGCGGCCUCAACGUGGACAACUGCGCCGAGCCUGCUAACCACUCCUGCGACGGCAACUUGUGCAAAGAAAGCAUCCAACCAUUCCCGGAAUACGCGCAAAAUUUAACCGAAAACGACGUCCAUCACUCGAUAGUAGCGAAAAAGGGUAUAAAAAGUAAAUACCACAAGAAAAUGAAGAAGCAUGCGCACGCGCACACACGCACCGAGAGAAAGAAAUUUAAGUACCAACAUCACAACGAAGUGAAUGCGAGAGGCACAGACAGUCCGCACGGACGGACGCACAUGCAAAUGAUGUACGCCAACACGAACGAGAUCAAUUGGGGCGAUACCAACACUUACCCCAGCUUCAGCGGGACCGACAGCUUCAUACACAUUGACGACGAUGAGACUGUCAAAAGGUUGGUGAGCUACUCGCUGGACAUCAACAUCCGUUUCCGCAGCGUGUCGCCGCACGGGCUGGUGGUGUGGAGCGGCCGCUCGGCGCGCGCGCCGCCCAACGACUUCCUCGCGCUCGCCGUCGAGCGCGGCGUGCUCGUGUUCAGAUACGACCUGGGCAGCGGCGAGGUAGUGAUCAUCGCGAACCACACGCGGGUAGACGACGGGCUGUGGCACCGCGCCCGCGCCACCAGGAACCGUCAGGCGGGCGUGCUGGAGGUGGACGGGCUCGGCUCCGUCGGCAAGGUCUCGCCUGGCAAGCACAAGCAGCUCAACACAGAGAACGGACUUUACAUUGGCGGUCUGCCAUCAAUAGAGCUCACCACGAUGGGUAAGUACAAGAGCGGGCUGGUGGGAUGCGUGUCGCAGAUAUCGCUGAGCGGCGACUUCGACAUCCCCCUGUCGCUGUCCAAGCUGCCCCACACCAUCACCAACAACGUCGGCCGCUGCACGCCCUGAACAACAAAUGAACCGCGCCCGUUCAUUCAAACCCAUCGCUACUGCGUUACAUUCAAAUGUAUCGCAAUCCGCUCGGUCACUGAAAUGAACCGCCGAGCGGUAACAGUUCAUGCGUAUCGUCAAGCGCGGCUCGAUACAAAUGAACGUUAGAUGUGUUUCCCUGUUUGUUUAUUAAUAAAUUUAAACUCAAUUUAUUGUUUUCGUGUUUCAAGUUUUUGGUAAUACAUGUCGUGUGUUGCCAAAAAAUUGUGAUGAGCAUAAUAGUUAAGUUGUGAGUGAGUCCGUACAAACAUAUCAGACGCGUCGGGUGACUGCGCUCGAGUGGCGCCGCGUGGCGACGGAGGGCGGCCGCCAUCUCUACACACUCGCAAUUUCGAGGUUUAGCGACGACCAAGCGGGAGAUGUCAAUGAACAAUGUUCAAUGUAUAGUGCAACGGUUACUCAACUUUUUCUAUACUAAUAGAAUUUCUACUGACGAGAGGUGAUUAACUCUCGACCCCAAAAUUAUGCUGGCCUUGGCACCGGAUAUACACAGGCUGAUCCCAGAACGGGACACACUUACGGGGACGACUGAGGCGGGUUUUAACACCUUGUGUACGGUGUACCACCAGGAAACUAUAAAGUAAUACCAAUUUCAAAUGAUAUUAAGCAUAAGCAAAUACCACAAAAGUUAUAUAACUUUGUAUUUGUUUACUCAUCAAUUUCCCGAAUAAUUCACUCGAAAUCUGUCAUAUCUCCAUUUUGCAAAAUCCACUUUAUAACCAAUGUCUUUUCCGCUUCUUUUACUAAUUAAAUGUUCGGUUAUAUUUAUGAUGUAAACACUAGAGUUCAUUGAUAUCCCGCGCCGGGUCCAUUAAAUAUUCUAGUCAAUUUAGCAUAAGAGGAACUGAAGUAAUACUCGAUUGUAUGUUUUUUCUGUUGAUCUGUCUCCUGUACAAUGGUGUAACGUUUCAAAGUGCUUUACUAUCUAGUAGAUACGAGAGGAUACCUAUUUGUAAUGUUAAACUAUAGACGUACGUGUGUUUUGCACAUAAUGACUAUAUCGGUUCUGUUUUACUUUAAAUGUGUAUACGCAGUGGCCAUGUUGUGGACUUUCGCAUUCGCUUUUGCGUCAGGUUAGAAUGCAUUUGCGAAAAUGUUAAAUUGUUUAUGUUUCGAAUGUCUUACUUUUGAAUUUUAAAUAUAGAACAAAAGAAAUAAUAAUGUUAAUUUAUACAAAAUUCUCAAAUUGUUGACAUUCCAAUUUUAAAUAUUUAAAAUGAAUUCGUUUUCGCAUACGCACUCGCACCCGUCCGCAACGUGGGCACAGCUCGGCGAACACGAAUUGUUACGUGAACGUGUUUUAUAUGAUAGCGGUGUAAGUACACGACACAUAGCGUUUGUAUACAGUGAGGUUUUACGAUGCGCUACUCCAGCCACUGGCGCGAGUAGCGCUAGCGUUUGAUACUACGAGCUUUUGUAACAGCGCCAUCUGUGAAACGUGGUCGGAAUUACAUAUAAUAUGUUGAUAGAAUAGUUGGAGGAAAAGGGCUUUUGUAACUAAUUUAAUAAUUACAGAAAUUGUUAGUUAUAAUUCAAAAAAAUAUCUGAUUCAGAUAUUAAUUAACAAGUUAGUGCAAUUAUAGUUAAUCAUAACAAAAUAUUAACGAUUAUGCAAAGAAUUUGGUAACCAUUAAAUAUAAAUAUGUUAAAAUUGACAAACAUUGACCAUAUUUGUAUUAUUAAUCCUAAACAAAGAAAGACAUAGUAAACUACGAAGGUAGAUAUCGAAUAGGUUUCAUAUUUAAAAGUUCUCGCCACGUUUCAUAGAUGGCGCUAUUUUGAUAAAUUUAAAAUUCCGAACGCCAUUUUGCUUUGCUUAUCCUUAACGAAUAGCACCCUUUUAGUAUAAUGUCAUAGAGUAUAUAAUAUAUCGAGUAGUUAUUUGAAAAAAUGCGCUUUCUAUGUUAUCAACACACGAUUCGAGUGUUUAUUGAAUAGAAUAUAGAAUUGAUACUUAUACCUAUAUUUUUCAUAUUAUCUCCCCUGAUAUGUUCUAUAAAUUUGUAUUAGUCAAAGGGCCCUAUUCCAUCUACGGGGCCUAAUUCGUCUUUUUCAAAUGGCAGGCAUUCUAAGCGAAAGAUGGCCUUCAUAGCCGUGUAGGGCAAUAGGGGGUUUUUGACCCUUUUAUCUAUACGGCUAUGAAAGCUGUUCGUCGAUUAAAUUUCCCGUAAUUCCAAAAAGACGAUUUGUCCGGUAGACGGAAUAUGACUUAUUUAUUUAUGUAUAAAGUUUCCGAUUAAUAUAUAUUAUAACAUAAUGUCCGAUUGCAAUAUACUGAAACUGGACCAGUUGUGAAUAAGUUUAUUUGACAUGCUUCAUAACUUACUCUGAUUGGUUCGUUCUUACCUUGCUUUGAAUAGAUCAAAUCGUUAACUCAAAAGGGUAGUAAGAGAAAGUCGGAUAAUAAAUUCAGUUGUGUCCUUAAUUCAACUUUUAAAAAACAUAAAAAACAAUUAGAAGUUAUUUAUCUCAUACUGACAUGCACUGUCAAUUUUUAACCAACUUCAAAAAAAGGAGGAGGUUAUAUUUAAUCCAAAUUUAAUUGCGUUAUUUCAAAUGUUCAAAGUACGUACUAUGGAGUACUUAUCAGUGGCGAAAGGAGAAAUUUUCCGUAAGGAAACCCGACAUAACAUAUAGGUACUAAUAUGCAUGAAUGUAAACUGCAAAUCGUUCUAAUGAUAAUUAGAUUCUACAUAGAAAGAGGCGAUAGCCUAGUUGGGUGUGGAACGGACUGCCGAGACGAAUGUCCGCAGGUUCAAAUCCCAAGGGCACACACCUCUGACUUUUCUGAAAAAUCAUAUUGUGUGUAUUCUUUGUGAAUAUAUCGUUCGCUUAAACGGUGAAGGAAAACAUCGUGAGGAAACCUGCACAUCUGAGAAGUUCUCUAUAUGAAUUUCGAAGGUGUGUGAAGUCUACCAAUCCGCACUAGGCCAGCGUGGUGGACUAAGGCCUAAUCCCUCUCAGUAGUAGGGGAGGCCCGUGCAGUGGGACAGUAUAUAAUACAGGGCUGAUAUUAUUUUAUUUAUUAUUUAUAGAAAGAGGAAAAGAAAGAAAGAAACAUUUAUUUGCGAUAUCCUGGGACACACACAAACAUUUAUAACGAGGUACAAAAAAAAAUAUACGACAAAAAUACAGAGGGUUCGGGCAACGCGCAUCCAUCAUACUGCCGAAAAGGUUGCGAGGUGUACCAAGCGCUGUUUUCAACUGGAACCUAAAUUCUACAUAAAGGGAAGCCAGCGAGAAUCGGGUUAUAUAGACCUUCGCCACUGAUAGGUAGGUACUUAUAUAAAUUGUGAAAAGUAUAAAAUCAUUAAACAUUCGAUCGUGUGGGAAUAGUAGUAAACACCGCGUUCCUUUACACCAAUCUUUUGGUCAAUUAUAACAUUCCACAGGGUGUGACAAUUAUUUACAUUAUACAUAUCCGCCUUGCUUCCCUUACGUUCUUAUUAAAAAAAA
Manduca sexta (tobacco hornworm) is the source of this 5062-nucleotide messenger RNA. Its product is annotated as pikachurin-like. The record is from RefSeq and is a predicted model, not a curated record. The transcript has 10 exons. Lineage: Eukaryota; Metazoa; Arthropoda; Insecta; Lepidoptera; Sphingidae. The coding region runs from base 227 to 1564 and encodes 445 amino acids.